This is a messenger RNA of Diatraea saccharalis (sugarcane borer), 1212 nucleotides long. The record is from the annotation of a GenBank genome assembly. Lineage: Eukaryota; Metazoa; Arthropoda; Insecta; Lepidoptera; Crambidae.
GUCAAAUUCUAUAUUCUUUUUUUGUUCUUGUUGGCUUUCUUGCUUGCGUUAGAUGGUUAGAUGAAAUUUCCAAAUUAUCAGAAAAAGCCUAAUAUUUUUUUUGAUUUUUUCAUAAUAACCGUGAAUUUGAUUUAAAAACUAUGACAACAUUUGAUUCAAAGUAUGACAUGUUUCCUUCUGGUGAUGUGGGAGUGGUGGAAGGAGAAAUGAACUUUCCAAAUCAAAAUCAGACACCCGGUGAUCCUAUGGAAUUUAAUACAUUGGAUGAACCAAUUAAGGAAACCUUUCUACGAGACCUCAGAGCUGUGGGCAACAAAUUUUAUCAUGUACUUGUACCUAGAGAAAAGUCCAGUUUGCUAAAAGAAUGGGACUUAUGGGGACCACUUCUCCUCUGCACACUUAUGGCUACCAUCCUCCAAGGAUCAAAAGACCGAGGUGGCACCAAUGGUGAUGGAGGACCUGAAUUUGCUGAAGUGUUUGUUCUAGUCUGGAUAGGCGCAGCUGUAGUUACAUUGAAUUGCAAACUGCUUGGUGGGAAUAUUUCGUUCUUCCAGUCCGUAUGCGUGCUGGGCUACUGUUUGUUUCCGAUCGCGCUUGCGCUGGUGGUGUGCCGCGUUAUUCUCUUCGCACCGCAGACUACCUUUCUUUUCUUCCUACGCCUCGUCAUAUCACUAAUAGGAUUCGCGUGGGCGACAUUUGCAUCAAUGAAAUUCCUAGGGGAUAGUCAACCGGAGGGCAAGAAGGCACUCGCUGUAUAUCCGAUAUGCCUUUUCUACUUCAUAUUGUCGUGGCUUGUUAUGUCACACACCAACGUGUAGGCAACAACUAGUGUAAUGUCAUUGUGAUAUGGACUUUAAGGUAAUUUGUGAAUAUUAUUAUAUUAUUAAAUAUUUAAGUAUGAACAUUUUCGACUUGCAAGCGUAUUAGUUCUAUAUUUAUUGUAAUGAAUUUUCGAUCCGUCAUUGUAUCGUCGUUUCUAUGAUUGUUAUUAGUAUUAUAAGUGACGAUGGAACCUUCGAAUUAGUUGACCCUUAUUGAGUAUAUAAUAAAGAAUAUUCUCGAAGUUUCCAUUAUUAGUUCUGCGGCACGAGUGAGCAUUCCAGUCCCAAAUGAUUUUAUUAUAACUGAAUCAUAGGUUAUGUAAAAACACGGUUUUGUAUAUAAAAUAAUCAAUAAUGAUAAUUAAAAAAAAAGAUAUUUUUCCGUCUGUUU